This is a messenger RNA of Diceros bicornis minor, 1882 nucleotides long. RefSeq names its product solute carrier family 30 member 3 (gene SLC30A3). Gene Ontology annotation, biological process: zinc ion transmembrane transport; response to zinc ion. The transcript has 7 exons. Gene Ontology annotation, cellular component: plasma membrane. The record is from RefSeq and is a predicted model, not a curated record. Lineage: Eukaryota; Metazoa; Chordata; Mammalia; Perissodactyla; Rhinocerotidae. Gene Ontology annotation, molecular function: zinc ion transmembrane transporter activity. Bases 146 to 1360 code for a protein of 404 amino acids.
CGCCACAGUCGCCGCAGUUGCCUCCCCUGGUGGCCCCGCGGCCCUGCGGGGAGUCCGGGGGCCGGCUGGCCGCUCGGACUUGGCACGGGGCUGGCCUCGCCUCUCCCUCCCUCGGUGGGUCCUAGACAGUCGGGGCCGCGGGGACAUGGAACCCUCUCCUGCCACGGGGGGCUCGGAGACCACUCGCCUGGUGAGCUCCCGGGACCGCGGCGGCGCCGGUGGCGGCCUGCGUUUGAAGAGUCUCUUCACAGAGCCCUCAGAGCUCCUCCCCGAGGAGCCCAAACCUCUGGAGAUGCCCUUCCACCACUGCCACAGGGACCCCCUGCCGCAGCCGGGUCUCACCCCUGAGAGGCUGCAGGCGCAGAGGCAGCUGUGUGCCGCCUGUGCUGUAUGCUGUGUCUUCAUGGCCGGGGAGGUGGUCGGUGGGUAUUUGGCGCACAGCCUGGCCAUUAUGACUGAUGCAGCCCACCUGCUUGCAGACGUGGGCAGCAUGAUGGGCAGCCUCUUCUCCCUUUGGCUCUCUACCCGUCCAGCCACCCGCACCAUGACCUUUGGCUGGCACCGCUCAGAAUGGCCUUUGUGCUGCACCAGGCUGGGCCCCCCCACAGCCACGGGUCUAGGGGGGCGGAGUAUGCGCCGCUGGAGGAGGGGCCUGGGGAGCCCAUUCCCCUGGGGAACACCAGCGUCCGGGCGGCCUUUGUGCACGUGCUCGGGGACCUUCUGCAGAGCCUUGGGGUGCUGGCUGCCUCCGUCCUCAUCUACUUCAAGCCUCAGUACAAGGCUGCUGACCCCAUCAGCACCUUCCUCUUCUCCAUCUGUGCUCUUGGAUCCACGGCUCCCACCCUCCGAGAUGUUCUUCGUGUCCUCAUGGAAGGUACCCCCCGAAGUUUGGGGUUUGAGCCCGUGCGGGAUGCACUGUUGUCAGUGCCAGGAGUCCGGGCAACUCAUGAGCUGCACCUGUGGUCCCUUACGCUCACUUACCAUGUUGCCUCCGCACACCUGGCUAUUGACUCCACAGCUGACCCUGAAGCUGUCCUGGCUGAUGCCACAUCCCAGCUCCACUCCCGGUUUGGAUUCUCUAGCUGUACCCUGCAGGUCGAGCAGUACCAGCCCGAGAUGGCCCAGUGCCUGCGCUGCCGGGAGCCCCCGCAAGCCUGAGCCACGGCCCUACCCUCACCCCACUGCCAGGCCCAGGCUCAGCCCUGGGCUCUCAGCACCUUUCUCCCUGCUCAUGGAGAAGGGACAGAGCUGGGCCCGUACCCCUUCCUCUCUCCCUCCUUCCACCUGCCAACUCCCCCGCCCCCAGCCCCAGUGGGCAAGACCAAAGUGUGUGUGGGGAGUGGGGUGGGAGUCUGGCUGAGCAGGAGAAUCAGUGCACUCCGGGAUAUAAAAGUCCCAUGGUCCCCGCUCCCCACCAUCUGAGGAGCCGAGAGUGUCCUUUCCAUGCAGUUCAUUUGCCUGUGUGGCAAGCUGGCUGGCUGGCUGGCUGGCUGGGGGCAUCUGCCUGUCUGUGUGCUGUUGUUGUGCCUAUGCCUGGGGGAGGUCAGCAGGGGCCCCCUCCCCAUGUGGUCCUUGCUCUGUCUAUGCAGGAGCCCCAAAGUGUGCACUUUGUCCGUGUGUCCUAGCCCUGUGGUUUUGUCUUUGUGUGUGUGUGUUUCUUGGUGCUGUGGCCUGUGUGUCUCUGUGCCUGUGUGGCUGUGCUAUGGUCUCUAUGAGUCUGCACCAUCCAUGUGUCCAUUUGGGGGUCUGUCUCUCCAUCCCUCUUUUGGUGCUGUGCCCUCGGCUAUCGCAGAGAGAGGGAGGACUCCGCCACAGCUCCACCAAUAAACUUGUGUCCAACUGCAUCUUUCCGCCCCUGUGCUGACUCCUCAGGAGGGGGCAA